Molecule: messenger RNA, 2496 nt
Organism: Orycteropus afer afer
Lineage: Eukaryota; Metazoa; Chordata; Mammalia; Tubulidentata; Orycteropodidae
Gene: TXNDC16
Product: thioredoxin domain containing 16
Source: RefSeq, a predicted model, not a curated record
ACAAAAUUUCUUGCUCAUAUACAGCUUCUGCUGGUGAUGUCUUUUAGCUUCAGUAUAUUUAGAGUUGGAUUCCCUUUUGUCAUGAUGGGUAUUUUCAACAAUUCAACAGUAGCCACUUUACCAGAGUUGAGUCCUCAGAAAUAUUUCGGUACAUUGCAAGCAGGAAAAGCUUCUUUAGCUUAUUUUUGUCAAGCUGAUUCUCCAAGUACUUCUAUAUUUCUUGAAGAACUGAACGAAGCUGUUAAACCUCUCCAAGAUUAUGGAAUUUCAGUUGCAAAGGUUAAUUGUUUCAAAGAAGAAAUUUCAAGAUACUGUGGCAAAGAAAAGGAUUUGAUGAAAGCAUAUUUAUUCAGGGGCAACAUAUUACUGAGAGAAUUCCCUACUGACACCUUAUUUGAUGUGAAUGCCAUCGUUGCUCAUGUUCUCUUUGCUCUUCUUUUUAAUGAAGUAAAAUAUAUUACUACUCUGGAAGAUCUUCAGAACAUAGAAAGUGCUCUGAAAGGAAAAGCGAAUAUUGCAUUUGCAUAUGUAAAAGCCAUUGGAACACCAGAGCACAGAGCAGUCAUGGAAGCUGCUUUUGUGUAUGGGACCACAUACCAAUUUGUCUUAACCACAGAAAUUGCACUUUUGGAAAGUAUUGGUACUGAAGAUAUAGAACAUGCUCAUCUCUACUUUUUUCAUUGUAAACCAAUCUUGGACUUCAUCCAGAAAUGUAGAAGAACACUAAUGGAACAGCCAUUGACAACACUGAACAUUCAUCGAUUUAUUAAGACAAUGGAAGCACCUCUGCUGACUGAAGUUGCUGAAGAUCCUCAGCAAGUUUCGACUAUUCAUCUCCAACUAGGAUUACCGCUGGUUUUUAUUGUUAGUCAGCAAGUCACAUACGAAGCUGAUAGAAGGACUGCAGAAUGGGUUGCUUGGCGUCUUCUGGGAAAAGCUGGAGUUCUCCUAUUGCUAAGGGACUCUUUGGAAGUGAACAUUCCUCAGCACACUAAUGUGGUCUUCAGAAGAGCAGAAGAGGGAGUGUCAGUGGAAUAUUUGGUGUUACAUGAUAUUGAUUCAAUAAUAUCCCGUGUGGAAAAUAAUGCACACACUGAGGAAAUCCAAGAAGAUGAAGACGAUGACAUGGAGGGUCCAGAUAUGGAUACUCAAGAUGAUGAAGUAGCUGAAACUGUUUAUAGAGACAGAAAAAGACAAUUACCUUUGGAACUCACAGUGGAAUUAACAGAAGAGACAUUUAACACGACAGUAAUGUCUUCUGACAGCAUCGUGCUCUUCUAUGCUGGUUGGGAACCAGUAUCCAUGGCGUUUCUGCAGUCAUAUAUUGAUGUGGCAAUUGAAUUGAAAGGCUCAUCCAGUAUGUUACUUUGUAGAGUAAACUGUGGAGAUUGGUCUGACAUAUGUACUAAGGAAAAUGUUACUGAAUUUCCUCUUGUAAAGAUGUACAAGGAAGGUGAGGACCCAAUAUCUUAUGCUGGUAUGCUAGGAACUGAAGAUCUUCUAAGAUUUAUCCAGCUCAACAGGAUUUCAUGUCCAGUGAAUAUAACAUCUGUCCAAGAAGCAGAAGAAUAUUUAAGUGGGAAACUAUAUAAAGAUCUGAUUUCCUAUUCUAAUGUGUCAGUACUGGGAGUAUUUAGCCCAACUAUGACAGCAGCAAUAGAAGACUUCACUGAAGCAGGAAACUACCUAAAAGGAUCUGUCAUCACUGGAAUUUAUUCUGAAGAAGACAUUUUUAUAUUGUCAAAUAAAUAUGCUACAGCUGUUCCAGCCCUGCUGCUUGCCAGACACAAACAAGGAAUAAUAGAGAGCAUUCCACUGACUAACACCCAUGCACAAGACAUAGUUCAAAUAAUAACAAAUGCACUACUGGAAACAUUUCCAGAAAUCACUGUGGAAAAUCUUCCCACUUAUUUACGACUUCAGAAACCAUUACUUAUUUUGUUCAGUGAUGGCAGCAUAAAUCCUAAGUAUGAAGAAGUGAUAUUGACGCUGAUAAAACAAAAACAUUUGGAUUCACUUACCCCUUGCUGGUUAAAUCUAAAGAAUACUCCUGUGGGGAGAGGAAUCUUGCAGGUGUAUUUUGACCUUCUGCCUCCCCUUCCACUUCUUGUUUUGGUGAAUCUGCAUUCAGGAGGACAAGUAUUUGCAUUUCCUUCAGAUCAGUCUGUAACUGAACAAAACCUUUUCUUGUGGCUUAAGAAAUUAGAAGAAGGAGUAGAAAGUCAUAUCAGAAUUUUACCUGCUGAGGAAUGGAAACCUCCUCUUCCUGCCUAUGAUUUUCUAAGUAUGAUGGAUGCUGCAACAUCUCAACAUCCCACUGGGGAAGCUCCUGAAUAUAUGAAAGAAACUGAUGUGCAGGAGAAUAAUAAGGAACAACAUGACGAUAAAUCAACAGUCAGAAAAGAACCAGUUGAAACAUUGAGAGUAAAGCAUUGGAAUAGAAGUAAUUGGUUUAAAGAAGCAGAAAAAUCAUUUAGGCAUGAAAAAGAGUUAUGA